AUGCAAGCAAGAGAGCCAAAGGACAUUGUUGUCGAUGGCGUCCACCGCCUGUCGCCGACAGGCAUUUCAAUUCUCAUCGUGGGUGCUGGAAUUGGAGGUCUGAUGUCUGCAUUGGAGUCAUGGCGCCUCGGCCAUGAGGUUCGUGUUGUUGAGAAAACGGACUCCACGGAUACACUCGGCGACACGAUCGGCAUGGUGCCGUCAGGUUUCGCGACAAUGGGGUGUUAUCCCACUAUGCGAGCAGUUUUUGAGCGCGAGGCAAUCGAUGCGGUUCGCAGCGUAUGGACUGCCCAGGGAACGCAGAUCAAGCAUCUCGGUGCCGCUCCAUGGAAUAUUCCUGGAGUACAGCAUGCAGCCCAGGGUGUCUUUGUUCCACUGUUGGUAGCUCGGCCAAAGCUGAUGAGCAUGCUUACCCGCCAAUGCGAAAGACUUGGGAUCACUAUUGAGUACUCCAAAGAAGCGAUUCAAUACUAUGAAGAAGACAACGUGGCAUUCGUGGUAUUGAAAACGAAAUUGGGGGAGGUGACGGAAGCAGCGGAUGUCAUAGUGGCGGCUGAUGGAGUGGGAACCCGAAGCCACGGCUGUGUAUCUGGGGACUCUGUGCGUGCAGUUAGCAGUGGCUACUGUGUUUAUCGAGGAGUGAUUCCAGACACGGCUCUUCAACAGGUGGAAACUUCGACCAAGGCAAGAUUUCUGUCUCUUGAUCAACCUGAUUUUAGGGUCUAUCUUGAGUUCGUUCCCAUAACUUCAGGUCCUGCAGGCGAUAGAACGUUAAUAAUCAUUAGUCCGCCGAAAUGUUACGCUGCUAUCCUUCUCGACCGUCACGAGAUUAGCUACGCCAUCACCUACAAGGAAGACAGGAGUGUUCCAAGGGAAAGCUGGAAUGCAUCGGCAUCGGCAGAUGUGGUCAUAGACAAGCUUUCCGGAUGGGACUCCGGACUUGUAGAGCUGCUGCGCAACAUACCGGCCGGCUCUUGUACAGACUGGACUCUGCGCUUCAGAGAUCCCCAGCCAAUUUGGACCUCCAAAGCGGGUAGAGUCGUUCAACUGGGAGACAGCGCUCAUGCUUUUUUGCCUACAUCGGGCAAUGGAGCCUCACAGGCUUGCGAAGAUGCACUAUCCCUCGCGAGGUGCCUGCGUCAGGGUGGCAAGGGGCAUGAGGGUGUGGCUACUCGUGUGCACACCAAGUUGAGAUUCGAACGAGUUUCGCUGAUACAAAAGUUGGGGUUCCAGAAUCGCCACGCAGUCACUAGGAUUAACCUUGAACAAGCUACACCUAACGAAGCGUCUAGCUGGUUCGAUAUGCCUGAGUGGAUAUGGAGACAUAAUCCUGCGGAGUAUGCUCUCGAGAAGUUUGCAGGUGCCGAGAAAAGUGUGCUUUUAGAUGCCCCAUUCGAGAACACUAAUCUUCCACCGGGCUACAAGUAUGAAGCUUGGACGAUGGCCAGCGAAACUGGUGAUAGUUUUCAUUCGAACGAUCAAGCUCGAGCUGAUGAGCAAAUUCGGCGCGCGUGA
Clonostachys byssicola is the source of this 1515-nucleotide messenger RNA. The record is from the annotation of a GenBank genome assembly. Lineage: Eukaryota; Fungi; Ascomycota; Sordariomycetes; Hypocreales; Bionectriaceae.